Molecule: messenger RNA, 969 nt
Organism: Myotis lucifugus (little brown bat)
Lineage: Eukaryota; Metazoa; Chordata; Mammalia; Chiroptera; Vespertilionidae
Product: keratin-associated protein 10-7-like
Exons: 4
Coding region: 1-969 (322 amino acids)
Cellular component (GO): keratin filament
Source: RefSeq, a predicted model, not a curated record
AUGGCCGCUUCCAACCUGUCUGUCUGCUCCAAUGGCCUGAGCUAUGGCAGUCGGGCCUGCCUUCCCGGGUCCUGUGACUCUUGCAUGGACUCCUCCUGGCAGGUGGACGACUGUCCAGAGAGCUGCUGUGAGCCCUCCUGCUGCGCCCCGACCCCAUGCCUGACCCUUGUCUGUGCCCCAGUGAGCUGUGUGUCCAGCCCCUGCUGCCAGGUGAUCUGUGGGUCCAGCCCCUGCCAGCCAACAUGCACCAGUUCCUGCACACCCUCGUGCUGUCAGCCCUCCUGCUGCACCUCCUCCCCCUGCCAGCAGGCCUGCUGUGUGCCCGCCUGCUGCACACCCGUCUGCUGCACACCCGUCUGCUGUAAGCCAGUCUGUUGUAGGCCUGUCUGUUGCAAACCUGUCUGCUGCACACCCGUCUGCUGUAAGCCAGUCUGUUGUAGGCCUGUCUGUUGCAAACCUGUCUGCUGCACACCCGUCUGCUGCAAGCCCGUCUGUUCUGGGGCCACCCCCUGCCCAGCCCCUUCGAGCUGCUGCAGACCCUCCUCCUGCGUGAGCUGCGUGUCCAGCCCCUGCUGCCAGGUGACCUGUGGGUCCAGCCCCUGUCAAUCAGCCUGCACCAGCUCCUGCACACCCUCGUGCUGCCAGCAGUCUAGCUGCCAGCCCUCCUGCUGCACCUCCUCCCCCUGCCAGCAGGCCUGCUGUGUGCCCGCCUGCUGCACACCUGUCUGCUGCACACCCGUCUGCUGUAAGCCAGUCUGUUGUAGGCCUGUCUGUUGCAAACCUGUCUGCUGCACACCCAUCUGCUGCAAGCCCGUCUGUUCUGGGGCCACCCCCUGCCCAGCCCCUUUGAGCUGCUGCAGACCCUCCUCCUGCGUGUCCCUCAUCUGCCGCCCCGUGUGCAGGCCUGCCUGCUGCGUGCCCACCUCCUCCUGCUGUGGCCCUGCCUCCUCCUGCCAGCCCAGCUGUUGA